Messenger RNA from Monomorium pharaonis (pharaoh ant), 1938 nucleotides. RefSeq lists its product as uncharacterized. Lineage: Eukaryota; Metazoa; Arthropoda; Insecta; Hymenoptera; Formicidae. Gene Ontology annotation, biological process: DNA integration. The record is from RefSeq and is a predicted model, not a curated record. Gene Ontology annotation, molecular function: nucleic acid binding. Bases 1 to 1938 code for a protein of 645 amino acids. The transcript is spliced from 4 exons.
AUGUUGGAGGCCGGCAUUAUAGAACCCUCGAAUAGCGAGUGGUCCACGCCAAUAGUAAUGAUAAAGAAGCCGAACGGCACGUAUCGGUUUUGCCUGGACUUCCGGAAGUUAAAUGACGUAUCGAAAAAGGACGCGUACCCACUGCCGUACAUGAACUCGAUAUUAGACAAGCUGCGAGCGGCGCGAUACAUAUCGACGAUAGACUUGAGCCAGGCCUACUUCCAGAUCCCUCUGGAAAAGAAUAGGCUAACGGUAGACCCGGAGAAGACGGUCGCUAUUCUAGAGUACCCGCCGCCGCGCAACAUUCGUCAAUUGCGUCGUUUUAUCGGUAUGGCGUCGUGGUAUCGACGUUUUAUACCACAGUGUGCGGCCCGAUUGGAGCCAUUGACGAGCCUUUUAAGGAAGAACCGCUCUUGGGAGUGGGGGGACACUCAAAAGCAAGCUUUUGAGGUGAUAAAAUCGUGUCUCGUGAAUUCUCCCACAUUAUCGUGUCCGGACUUUGAGAAGCCGUUUGUAGUGCAGACAGACGCUAGUUCGGUGGGCUUAGGCGCGGCCCUAUCUAGAGGGCUAUCGUUUCACGGUGGUAACAGACCACAACAGCCUACGGUGGCUGCACAAUUUAAGAAACCCUACGGGCCGACUAGCGAGAUGGGCGGGGCCAUGCAUCACGUGCCGGACGCCCUCUCGCGAAUGUACGAAGGGGGCGAGGAACUCUGCGCCGCGAUCGCGACGGACGACCAGUGGUACGUCGGGCGAGCGGAAGAAAUAACGAGAAAUCCGCGGCGGUACCCUGACUGGAAAUUGGAGGGCGACGAGCUAUAUGUGAGAAAGACGCGCGGCAUCGCGAGGGUUGUCGGCGACAGGGACCAGUGGAAAAGAGUAGUACCAAGGGAGACGCGACGGGAAGUGAUCCGCGAGAACCACGAUCCUCCUCACGCCGGACAUUUGGGGGUCGAUAAGACGUACCAGCGAAUUGCGUUGCGGUAUCACUGGCCGCGCAUGUAUCGGGACGUGGCGGAGUACGUGCGUCGGUGUGACACGUGUCAGAGAACAAAGGUGGAGCAGGACGCUCCAGCCGGUUUGAUGGGACAAAGAGUGAUAGAGUCACCGUGGACGGUAGUCGCGGCAGACAUUAUGGGUCCUCUCCCAACCAGUAAAGCGGGACAUUCGUAUUUACUCGUCCUUCAGGAUCUCUUCACAAAGUGGGUGGAGUGCUGCCCACUUCGAAAAGCUACCGGGAAGAGAAUCCGCGAAGCGAUAGAAGAGUUGGUCAUUUAUCGGUGGGGUACGCCGCGCGUGCUUCUAACCGAUAACGGGACGGAGUUCGUUAACAGAGACAUACAGGCUUUGACGCAGAGGUGCGGUAUUCACCACGCGACGGUUCCGCCCUACCACCCGCAGGCCAACCCGGUCGAGCGCGUGAACCGCGUAUUAAAGACGAUGAUCACCGCGUUCGUGGAUAGGGAUCACCGUGAGUGGGACGUGCACGUGCAUGAAUUUCGAUUCGCGUAUAAUUCGGCACACCAUACGUCUUUACAGGCGACACCGGCCUUUCUGAAUUUGGGACGGGAGCCACCGCCGGUGGGACUGUAUCGGGACGAAGCGGCCGUCGAGGUCGAGCGAACCGAACCGGCUGAGUGGCGAGAACGUAUGGAGCGCCUCGAGGCACUGCAGGAGUGGGUGGUCGAGAACCUCGAGGCGGCCCAAGAGAAACAGGCGAAAUAUUAUAAUCGCCGACAUCGCGACCGCCAAUUUGAGGUGGGCGAACAAGUGCUGAAGCGGCACCACGUAUUAUCGUCGGGAGCGCGGCACUUUUCGGCAAAGUUGGCGCGAAAGUUUCACGGCCCUUUCAUAAUAAGAAGGAUUCUGUCGCCGGUGGUCUACGAGCUCGCCGAUUUGACGGGGGAAGUGUUGGGAAGGUCCAUAUCAAGGACCUGA